AUGGUCUCCCCUGGCCGCUGCCGUCGACGGUGCCGACCGAAGGCGGCGGGUGGGUGGGCGCGCCCCGUCGGGCUCCCUUCGCGCGGAGGCGAGGUGACAAGCGGGCGGCGAGGAGGUGUGGUGGUGCUGGUCGAGAGGCGCGGGGGAGGAGUUGGGAUGCAUAACGGAGGCCCCGGUGGGGCUGUGGAGGUCCUGGAGCAGGUCGGCGCUGCACAGCAGAGGGCCCUGGAGGAGAUCUGGUGGCGGCGACCCGUGCUGAUCCGAGCCCGAUCUGGGCUUUGUGGGCUGCUCGCGCAGAAGUGCCAUGAUUGGCCACUCGAAGCUGGAGUGCUUGCAUCAGCAGCUACGGGCGGGGGUGGAGGACCCUCUGCUAUGCGGGAGGUGGAUGGUGGGCUGAGGCAGUGGUCUCGCUACGUGCAGGAGGUGGAAGACGGUGUGCUCUCAUUGUGCGACUAUACGGACGAAAGUCCUGCCCGUCUCCGGUCGGUGCAGGUGGCGACGGUGCUCAUGGGUGUCGUUUUCCUCCUUGGAGGCGUCACCGAGUGUGUCGGCAUCUUCCUUGCUUUCCCUUAG
Molecule: messenger RNA, 573 nt
Organism: Triticum turgidum subsp. durum (durum wheat)
Lineage: Eukaryota; Viridiplantae; Streptophyta; Magnoliopsida; Poales; Poaceae
Source: the annotation of a GenBank genome assembly